Molecule: messenger RNA, 1650 nt
Organism: Sporothrix brasiliensis 5110
Lineage: Eukaryota; Fungi; Ascomycota; Sordariomycetes; Ophiostomatales; Ophiostomataceae
Exons: 2
Coding region: 1-1650 (549 amino acids)
Source: RefSeq, a predicted model, not a curated record
AUGAGCGCAUCACUCCCGCUCGAUGUCUGGCUGCUCGUCUGUGAAGAGCUGACCGCCAGUCGCGAUUUCGAUGCUUUGUACAACUUCUCAAGAGUGAGCCGGACAAUGGCGAACUUCGCGUUGCCCAGUCUCUACAGCAUAUACGAGCUUGCUUCAGCCAGUGCAGAUGAUGCCUCGAUUGUCGGCAAGCGAAAGCUUGCCAUAUUGUGGAGAGCGAUCAUUCUCUCCAGCAGCGGCAAGACGGCCUUUCCAUAUUGUCUUUGGAUGCAAAACCUGAAGCUCGGCGACUUCAAGGAGCUACUGAGCGACAUUGCACCGAACAGUAACCUUCGACAACAUUUCUUUCAGGGCGAUAUGGCAUCCUAUGAGAUGAUGCUUCAAAGCACCACUGCAAAUGUUGCCACACGUCGAAACCGGCCACGCCUUGACUUUCCGGGGAUCAUCACUAAGGUUGGGAAUGCAAUCACUCUCUACGUUAAAGAGGCGGCAGAUCGCGACAAUCGAACGGUGGCGUUGACCCACUUGGAGGGCCAGUCAAUACCUCUCGAUGUCCUUCCUCGCUGGACGUCGAGAUUGGCGACGCUCAUGUCACUACACAUCCAGGACGGCUCAGUGAUUGGGGAAGAGGUUGCAAAGUCCAUCCGUGAUAACUGCCCAAGGUUCCGGGAGCUAAGAUGCUUCUACUGCAACGGGCCAACGGUAGACAAGGAUCUAGCAGCAUUUUUUCGGACGAUACCUCCCAACUCCCUUAAGGUGUUCAGCGUCAGCAGCCAGAACCAUAUGGGCAAGGAAUCUCUCGCUGCCUUGUCACUACACUCUUCAUCUCUCCGGAAACUCGGGCUGUCCGGACUUCAAAGCAGUGCAUUCGAGCACCUCGGUAGUCUUCGCGAGUGCGUGUCCUUGGAGAGUCUUGAACUCGAGGCCAACAGAGGGAUAGCGAUGGAAUGGGAGUCGACAUACUCUGAGUCGUUUGCCGACACAGUUGCGUGGCUCAGCGCAUGUACGUCCCUGACGAGCCUCAAACUGUGGCAUGUCGAAUGUGCCUCGUCUUUGCUCAAGCUUGUGCUCAAAGCUCCCAAGCUUCGACUGGCAUCACUCGACCUAAAUCUCAUCGAUGACAAUGAUGAGUUUUAUGCCUCACUCGGCAAGCAGACCACACUCGACGGCUUCUACUUGCGAAGCAAUGAUGUCAUGCUUGAUGCAGCGUCUCCACAGCAUGCGCAGUUUAUCCAGUCUGUGUGCAAGCUGGAGAAUCUGCGGGUUCUGGACAUCAUGCAAACCACCAUCACAGACAAUGAUCUUCACUCGUUGGCUGUUGCUCUGACGAACCUCGAAGAGCUCAGUUUCGAUGGUGAUGUCAUGGGUGACUCAAUCUUGAGCUCUAUCCUCCUGAUGCGUAACUUAAAGAACAUCAACAUCAACGCAAGCACAAACUUCACCGUGAAGGGUCUCCUCCAAUUUAUCGACACGGCAGGGGAGAUGCACGGCUCCAACUACGGUUUGACUUUCUUCAUCAUGAACCAGGCAUUGGACGCACAGAUUUUCCCCGACGAGCUGCAGUACUUAACUAAUCACGCCCAUGCCACGUUCGGAGGACAAAUUGACAUUUCACAUCCAGAGGAGGAACAUGAGAGCGACUUUUCCGACUAA